Molecule: messenger RNA, 2724 nt
Organism: Chenopodium quinoa (quinoa)
Lineage: Eukaryota; Viridiplantae; Streptophyta; Magnoliopsida; Caryophyllales; Amaranthaceae
Product: U-box domain-containing protein 16-like
Exons: 1
Coding region: 483-2507 (674 amino acids)
Biological process (GO): protein ubiquitination
Cellular component (GO): cytoplasm; nucleus
Molecular function (GO): protein binding; ubiquitin-protein transferase activity
Source: RefSeq, a predicted model, not a curated record
ACUUAGUACAAGUUAUUUUUAAAAACUUGAUUUAAUCAUAUAGCACACAAACAUAAAAAAUUUGCACAGCCAUUCAACUAUAUUGGUUUGACCAAAAAUAAUUUUAACAAGCAAUGCAAGCACACAAUUAAAGAAUAAAAUCAAGCAAUUGAAUUAGUAGUGCUAAUACCAACAACACCUCAAAGAAUAAUUCAAAAAUAAAAAAGAAAACUAAUAAAAUUAAACUAAACAAACCAACUUUCUUCAAUCCUUCCUCCUUUUUUUUUUUAAUUUUUUUAUAUCACUGUAAUAAAAUUGUCAUUAUUAAUAAAGUCUUCCAUUUUUUCGGCUUUAAUGUCUUAAAAUUUUCCAAUCAAUCUACCUUUUAUUAUUCUUACAUAAAAAACCUUCAUAUUCAAUUUAUAAUACUUUAUGCUUUUAUAAUUUCAUUUCAUCUGAUUAUUACUGAGAAUUUCUCUCUCUUUCUCUCACCUCCUCCAUUAAUGGCGGUUUCUCCGACGGUUUUCCCGCAACGCCGGCGACGACCAUCUCCGACGUCGUUUCUCUCGCUUCAGCUCUCCACCGCCGACCUCCUCCGCGCACUCCACUCUCUCUCCUCUGAGAUCUCCGCCCUCGAUCCUCCUUGCUUCCUCUUCAAGCGAAACUCCACUUCGAUUAUCCGGAAAUGCUGUCUUCUCGCCGUCAUUAUUGACGAGGUUUUCCGGCAGUUUAAUCACCGUUUAUCUGCGCUUUUUUCGCCUUCUUCGCUUCUCUGCUUCGAAGAGAUGUUCAUCGUUUUACAGCGAAUCAGAGCUUUGAUUGAAGAUUGCUCUAAUGGCGGAAGCAAAUUAUGGCUUCUGAUGCAGAUUGAGCCGAUUUCCAGUAGUUUCCAUGAGUUGACUUUGGAUUUGUGGACUUUGCUUGAAAUUCUCCCCAAAAGUGAGCUUAAUUUGAGCGAAGAUGUUGAUGAAUUGCGGAAUUUGUUGAUCAAACAGUGCCGUGAAGAUAAAUCGUUUGUUGAUCCUUCCGAUAAUCGAUUGCGAAUUGAGGUUUUCACCAUGCUUGAUUCGAUUAAGAAGGAGAUUGUUCCUGAUCAUUUGAAACUCGCUGAAUUGUUCGCGAAACUCGGAAUGAGUGACUCAGCGAGUUGCAGAGAGGAGAUCGAGUGGUUGGAAGACGAAAUUCAGUGUCAAACAGAUGAGAAAUCAAAAUCAGAGGUGGUUUCGUUGAUCGGACUUGUGAGAUACACGAAAUGCGUGCUUUACGGCGCUUCUUCGAGUAUAAAUUCCGACGAAAAUUUUCGCCGGAAUUAUUCGUCGGAGGCGAAUAUUCCGGCGGAUUUCCGGUGUCCGAUUACGCUUGAUCUGAUGUCUGACCCUGUUGUUGUGGCGACAGGACAGACGUACGAUCGAACCUCAAUUAUGCUUUGGAUCGAAUCAGGUCAUAACACGUGUCCCAAGACUGGUCAAACAUUGGUCAACACAAACCUGGUGUCUAAUAGAGCGUUGAAGAGCUUGAUUGCUAUGUGGUGUAGGGAGAGGAGGAUCCCGUUUGGGGCGGCCGAGAGUAGUGAAGGUCAAAACGGCGUCGCUUUGAAUAAGGCGGCGUUCGAGGCGACUAAGAUGACGGUGUCGUUUUUGCUGGAUAAGUUAGGGUCUGAUUCGCAGGCGGUUGAUAUGGUUAACCGGGUUAUAUAUGAGCUUAGGGUGUUUGCUAAGACCGACUCGGAUAGCCGAGCUUGUAUAGGGGAAGCCGGGGCAAUCCCGUUGUUGGUAAGGUAUUUGGGGUUGGAUCAUCCGAAGCUACAGGUUAAUGCUGUUACGACGAUACUUAAUUUGUCGAUUCUUGAGGCGAAUAAGGCUAGGAUCAUGGAGACCGAUGGGGCGUUGAAUGGUGUUAUUGAGGUGCUACGUUCGGGUGUAACAUGGGAAGCUAAGGCCAAUGCGGCUGCUACAAUGUAUAGUUUAUGCGCGGUGAGUGCUUAUAGGAAGAGGCUUGGGAAGAAGACUCGCGUUAUUAAAGGAUUGCUUGAGCUUGCUAGGGAAGGGCCUACGAGCUCUAAGAGGGAUGCCUUGGUCGCGAUAUUGACCUUAGCGGGAGAUAGAGAGACUGCAGGGAGGUUGGUUGAAGGCGCGGUGUUGGAUAUGCUAAAGGAGGUUAUGGUCGAGCUACCAGAGGAAGCGAUGACAAUCAUGGAAACGAUUGUUAAGAAAGGUGGUUUUGUUGCAAUUGCUGCAGCUAGCCAUAUGAUUGGAAGAUUAGUGGCUGUGUUAAGAAGUGGUACCGAUAGAACCAAGGAGAGCGCGAUUGCCACCCUUGUAAUUAUAUGUCGGAAAGGAGGAGCAGAAAUGGUAGCUGAGCUAGCAAGGAUAACAACCAUUGAAAUGAUCAUAUGGGAGUUGAUGGGGACAGGGACUGCGAGGGCUAAGAGGAAAGCUGCCUCGCUAAUGCGAAUACUCCGGAGGUGGGCAGCUGGUUUGGAAGGAGAUGUAUUGGAGGAGUUCUCUAUGACCAUGGCAUUACAAUGAAUUCAUAGUAUGUGCCAUUGUCGUAUAAUUGUACAAAAACAAAGGUAGUUUGUCAAAAUUCUUUUAUCUUUUUUUUCGCCUUUGAAUUUAAUUCCAAUAUCAUUUGUACAUGUCCUACAUAGUUGUAAUUGUUUCCUUUGAUCAUUUAUACACAAAACAUGUCAAUAGUCAUUUGUUUUCCUGUUGUGUGAAUAAACAUAGAACUUCUUGUUUGUUA